Molecule: messenger RNA, 866 nt
Organism: Racocetra fulgida
Lineage: Eukaryota; Fungi; Glomeromycota; Glomeromycetes; Diversisporales; Gigasporaceae
Source: the annotation of a GenBank genome assembly
AGAACUUGAAAUGGCUGAUGAAAAGUUAAAUGAAACGCCUAUUCUUAAGUCUGCCAGAGCUGUCCAGCUUUAUGAAGACAUUCAAAGGCAUCGCUUGGGAAUAGUGCAAUCUUUGGCGGCUGUAAAAUCAGAAGCUGAAGAUAUACAGGACAAAUUAAAGCAUCGCAUGAUGCCGCCUUUUUUUGGUUCUUCUCCGCAGAUUUUGCAGCGUACCAGUGAGGUAAUCAAGGAGCGGCCAUUCACAGCUAUAGGCAGCAUGUGUUUGCUUGGUUUUAUCAGUGCCGCUGCUUGCAGCGGGAAGAAACAAGGGCAACAAAAGCCCAACGGAAAUGAAAAGAUCCACUCUAUAACUGAUACCGUUGUAUCAGAGGCGAAAAAUACUUUGCGUGUUGUUAUUAGCGCUCUUUUUGAAUCAUUCCGCAGGCAGAUGAAUGCAAGUCGAGGAGAUUAUGCACAUAAUGGGCAUGAUCGAUCGCCGGCUGUAAACGGCGGUCAGCAGAUUAUAAAUCCUGAUAAUGAUCCGGAAGAAGUUUCGAAACGAUUCGUUUUCAGCGACUCUGCGGCCACAGCUGUUUUGGCUGUGCUGGGUUUGAUUGGGCUACUAUAUAUUCCAAGAUUAUUUGCCGUGUUGGCAGUGCUAUUUCUCUUUAUCGGGGGAGUGUCGGGUCUCGGCAUUGUUUUGACGGGACCUCUGGAAAUCUGGACACAGAAGUUGCCCGAGCAGAUAAGAGUGAUAGAGACCAAAGCCCAUCAAUGGAAUCGAUCGUUUAAAACAGUUACGGAAACCGCACAAAAAAUUGAGGGGAUAACCGACGUAGGGCCGCCGGUACCGGAAGUUAAAGUUAAGAAUAGUUCAUUACUCGAAA